Penicillium atrosanguineum is the source of this 1281-nucleotide messenger RNA. It is a transcript of the gene ptpB, whose product is annotated as tyrosine protein phosphatase PTP1. The record is from RefSeq and is a predicted model, not a curated record. Gene Ontology annotation, biological process: protein dephosphorylation. Bases 1 to 1281 code for a protein of 426 amino acids. NCBI's taxonomy places the organism in Eukaryota, Fungi, Ascomycota, Eurotiomycetes, Eurotiales, Aspergillaceae. Gene Ontology annotation, molecular function: protein tyrosine phosphatase activity. The transcript is spliced from 3 exons.
AUGGCGCAUCCGGCCAUCAAAAUCGAUACCAGUGUCCCGGCGACUAAGCGCGAUCUACCGGACGGCGAUGCAGCCCUCGAUGUUGGUGAACAGGGAGAUCCCCGGUUGGAAGCUGGAUACACCGACAACGUCCCGCCAUUCCUAUGUCAAUCUGUCUCGGAGAUCCAUGACAAAUUCGAAGACCUCGAAUGGAUACAGAGGUCGCGCAUGGCCGAUGGUUUGCUCUCCAACGACCCUUCUCACCCCUUCGCGCUCGAGGGUGAUCCCAAAGUCAAGGCGAGGAACAGAUACAUAAACGUGCAGGCGUGGGCAAACUGUCGUGUCCAUCUCAGGGUGCCUGAAGGGGAGUGUGAUUUCAUCAACGCCUCGCCGAUCAUCCUGAGAGAUUCGAUCACGCAGGAAGAACGGAAGUACAUUGCGACACAGGGCCCAAAACACGACAAACUCGCACACUUCUGGCAUAUGGUCUUUCAUGAAAGCAAAGAGGUCGGCGUUAUCGUCAUGCUCACUCAGACCUUUGAAGCUGGGCGGGAGAAAUGCGCUCAAUAUUUUCCGUUGGACUCAGAGCAGGCUUCGAUGAUUCUAUCGGAAGAUGAGUCUGACUCCUUGAGCAACGAGAACGGUCAACAAGAAGGGGCCGCCCUUUGGGGAAAAGUCACACUGCUAGAAACGACAUUUGAUGUGAAGUCGCGUUCUGAGAUUCGGAAACUCGAGCUCAGCAUUGGCUCAGAGUCGAAGAUCGUAUGGCACUUCCUUUUUGCGGGCUGGGCGGACUACUCCAAACCCGAAGGAAGCGAUCGCCAGGCACUGCUGGAACUGAUAAAUCUGUCUGCGUCCAAAUGCAGCCCGGACAACCCACGUGUGGUGCACUGUAGUGCGGGUGUUGGCCGGACCGGAACUUUCAUUGCGCUCGACCAUCUCCUGUGCGAGCUUGAGUCGGGCCAGUUGUUGCAGGUUGCCGAUCCAGAAAUCGACCCCGUGUUCGACACCGUCAACUCAAUGCGUGAACAACGCAUGAUGAUGGUAUACAACGAAAUGCAGAUGCAGUUCAUUUAUGAGGUCCUUCGUGAACAGGCUGACACGAAGCUGGGCAAUUAUCCGGCGCCUAAUGACGAGUCAGUUGGAGCUCAGGGCGAAGAGCGGUCUUCAAAGAUGGCCAAGCUGACGGACGAAGCGGACUACCAGCCUGCGUCGAAGCCCGAAUUGGAGGCUGCGUCAGACCGAGUUCCAACUCCGACACAAAGCUGGUCUGGAACGCCCGAGGUCUCCGACAACGAGUAG